Molecule: messenger RNA, 2766 nt
Organism: Penicillium bovifimosum
Lineage: Eukaryota; Fungi; Ascomycota; Eurotiomycetes; Eurotiales; Aspergillaceae
Gene: agdC
Product: putative alpha-glucosidase
Exons: 6
Coding region: 1-2766 (921 amino acids)
Biological process (GO): carbohydrate metabolic process
Molecular function (GO): hydrolase activity, hydrolyzing O-glycosyl compounds; carbohydrate binding
Source: RefSeq, a predicted model, not a curated record
AUGCGCUACUUGUUUCUCCUGGCUCCCCUCGUGGGUGCUGCUCUUGUGAGACCCAGAUCGCAACUGGAUGCUUGCCCUGGAUACAAGGCUUCCAACGUGAAGCAGCUGGGUCAGACCUUGACUGCUGAUCUUGAGCUUGCUGGGGAUGCCUGCAAUAUCUAUGGCACGGAUCUUCCCAGCUUGAAGCUCCUUGUAGAGGCACAAAAUGAAAACCGGCUCCAUGUCAUGAUCUAUGAUGCGGAUGAAGAGGUUUAUCAAGUCCCGGAAUCCGUCGUUCCCCGGCCCGAGAACGCCAAUGGUCGCCAGAAGAAGUCCGAGCUUGGCUUUGACUUCAAGGAGAAUCCCUUCUCAUUCCGAGUGCUGCGCGGUGAAGAAGUGCUCUUCGAUACUUCCGAUACCAACAUUGUCUUCCAGUCUCAGUAUCUGAACCUGCGCACUUGGCUUCCUAAUGAUCCUAACCUGUAUGGUUUGGGCGAACACACUGAUUCGCUGCGUUUACCAACGACUAACUACACUCGCACGAUCUGGAACCGGGAUGCUUAUUCCAUUCCUGAAAAGUCAAACCUCUACGGCGCUCAUCCUAUUUACAUUGACCACCGCGGAGAGAAAGGAACCCACGGAGUUUUCUUCUUGAACUCCAAUGGCAUGGACAUCAAGAUUGACAAGACUGAGGAUGGCAAGCAGUAUCUCGAGUAUAACACCCUCGGCGGAGUCUUGGACUUCUACUUCCUGGCUGGCCCGACCCCCAAGGAAGUCAGCGAGCAGUAUUCUGACGUUGUUGGUCUUCCUGCUAUGCAGAGCUACUGGACUUUCGGAUAUCAUAAUUGUCGGUAUGGCUACCAGGAUGCCUUCGACGUCGCCGAAGUAGUCUACAACUACAGCCGCGCAGGGAUCCCGCUUGAGACUAUGUGGACUGAUAUUGACUACAUGGGUGGUCGACGGGUCUUCACACUGGAUGCUGACCGAUUCCCGCUCAAGAAGAUGCAGGAGUUGGUUUUGUAUCUUCAUAAGCAUGACCAGCACUACAUCGUAAUGGUCGAUCCGGCUGUCAGUAACUCUGGUAGGUGUUCUAAUCUCUCGUUUUCUCUAAUCCUCUCUAACGGUAGCAUCACAACAGAUAACGGCGCCUUCAACCGGGGCUUUGAUGCCGGCGUGUUCCUCUACCGUGACAGUGACCAGAAUGAGCUCUACGAAGGCGCCGUCUGGCCAGGUGCCACCGUCUAUCCGGACUGGUUCAACCCAGACACGCAGAGCUACUGGAAUUCAGAAUUCAAGCGGUUCUUCAGCGCCAAAGACGGUGUCGACAUUGACGGUCUAUGGAUUGACAUGAAUGAAGCUGCUAAUUUCUGCCCGUACCCCUGCGACAACGCAGCAGAGUACGCCAAGCAGAAUAAUCUACCUCCUGCGCCUCCGCCCGUUCGAUCUCCUCCCCGCAAUAUUCCCGGUUUCCCGGCUGAUUUCCAGCCGGGGUCUUCCUCGCCUGACCAUUCUCCGCACCACGUAAAGAGAGGUGACGCCCCUGUUGGUGCACGUGGCGUUACCGAGAAACGGAAACAUGGUCACGCAGAAAAGGGGAAGAAAGUUGGCUUGUCUGGUCGAGAUCUCAUUAACCCGCCUUAUCAGAUUGCCAAUGCGGCGGGUUCGAUUAGCAACAAGACCAUUGAUACCGAUCUCAUCCAUGCUGGUGAGGGCUAUGCUGAAUACGAUACUCACAACCUCUAUGGCACAAUGAUGAGCUCGGCAUCCCGCGAAGCAAUGUUGAAGCGCCGACCCCAUGUCCGGCCCUUGAUCAUCACGCGCAGCACCUUCGCCGGAGCAGGCGCCCACGUCGGACACUGGCUCGGCGACAACGUCAGCCAAUGGGACAAAUAUCGCAUUUCCAUCGCGCAAAUGCUAGCCUUCGCCUCGAUCUUCCAGGUCCCCAUGGUCGGCAGCGACGUUUGCGGCUUCGGAGGCAACACGACCGAGGAGCUCUGCGCCCGUUGGGCGAUGCUGGGCGGUUUCUACCCGUUCUACCGGAACCACAACGAGUUGGGGGCCACGCCGCAGGAAUUCUAUCGCUGGGCAACUGUCACAAAGGCUGCGAAGAAGAUCAUCGACAUCAGAUACCGUCUGCUCGAUUAUCUCUAUACUUCUUUCCACCGCCAGACGGUGACCGGUACUCCGUUCCUCCAGCCGCUGUUCUAUGUCUAUCCAGAGGAUAGCGACACCUUCGGUAACGAGCUGCAAUUCUUCUACGGCGACUCCAUUCUCGUCUCGCCGGUCUUGGAGGAGGGGGCAACCUCUGUCGAUGCGUAUUUCCCAGAGGAUAUCUUCUACGAUUGGUUUACUGGUGCCGUUGUGCAGGGUGGCGGGUCUGUGAAGACGAUUAGUGAUCUCGCUGUCACUGAUAUCCCGAUUCACAUCCGUGGCGGCAGUAUCCUUCCUCUCCGGACGGAGAGUGCGAAGACAACGACAGAUCUGCGCAAGCGCGGCUUUGAAAUUCUCAUUGCGCCAAGGGCCGAUGGGUCGGCGGAGGGAGAGCUGUAUUUGGAUGAUGGCGAGUCACUCCGGCCGGACAGUGCGGCGCAGAUUCAGUUUAGCUUCCGGGACGGCAGGCUUAAGAUCCAGGGAGACUUUGGGUUCCACCCUAAUGUGGUGGUUGAGGCCGUUACGCUGCUUGGGCAGAAGCAUGAGGUCCGUCGAGAUGAUGCAUCUGAUCAGCGACAGAGUGUUACGAAGAAGGUCCAGAUUGAAUUGACUGAGCCUUCUGAGGUGACUCUGUAG